Messenger RNA from Mesocestoides corti, 3099 nucleotides. Lineage: Eukaryota; Metazoa; Platyhelminthes; Cestoda; Cyclophyllidea; Mesocestoididae. The record is from the annotation of a GenBank genome assembly.
AUGCCCUUCUUCCCCUUCCCCCUCCCCCAGGGUCGAAAGUACGAUGGACCGGAGGUGGAUGUGUGGUCUCUGGGUGUCAUCCUCUACACCCUGGUCUCGGGAGCCCUGCCUUUUGACGGUCAGAACCUGCGGGAGCUGCGGGAACGCGUCCUCACCGGCAAGUACCGGGUGCCCUUCUACAUGUCCACGGACUGUGAAGCCCUCCUACGCAAGAUGCUCCAUCUCAACCCCGCCAAGCGACACACCCUUGAGUCGGUAAUGAAAGACAAGUGGAUAAACACGGGCUACGAGGACUGCCCGCUGACGCCGUACGUGGAACCCGAGCAGGACCUCAACGACCCCGUGCGAAUUGAGAUAAUGGUCAACAUGGGGUUCUCGCGGGCAGAAAUAAUCAAAUCGCUGCAGUCGGGCAGCUUCGACACCGUGGCCGCCACUUACUUCCUCCUCGGCCACCCGUCCCCCAGCCUCGAGACGGAUUCUGGCCGUGGAUCCAACCUCUCGCUUCGGCAAAACACCCUCAGCGCGACGCCCGGCCGACAGUCCGCGGCAGGCUCGGGAGGCAGCCACCACUACCACCACCAUCACUCCCAGUCUCCCGCCCUCACCAACACCUCUUCGGCUGCUGCGAAGUCGGCAACCGCCAAGCCCUCCGCUGCCCACCAACACCGCCAUCAGGACAACGGAGAGAAGGAGAAGACCACUGCGAUGCCCAAGUCAAGCGACACCGCAAGAUCCUCCAGCGCCACUCCUCCCGACACACACAACAAGGAGCCAGCGGCAAACUCGCCCACCACCCCAACCAACGAUCUCAGCAUCACCUCGGUUGACUCUUCCCGUCCUUCCACGACGUCCUCCACGAACUCGCCGGUCGCUGCCUGCGAGAAGACACCCACCAUGCGAAGUUGUCAGCACCAACAAGACCAUUCUACCGCAACCUCGAGAUUAUCUACAGGUGGUGGUGGUGGUGCGACCGGCGAUUUCGUCAAUUCACCUGCCCAACGAGCCAGUGUGGACGUCACCACUCUGACCGGACGCCUCGGUAAUCUGGCGGUGGCCGCGCAUCGCAAGACUGGCACUGCUCCAAGAGCUGUUGCCUCCGCCGCCACGUCAAAUGUUACCAGUGGUCGACGAAACGUGGGCAGCUCUUCUGGCGACCAUCAGUACCACAGCGGUGGGGCUGCCGCGGGUGUGGUGGGUGCAGGCACGCGUAGAUCGGUGGGGGCUGCCUACACCGGUUUGGGCGCGUCGUCCUCCGCCGCCACCGGCGCCGCCUCCGGUGCCAAUACAUCGCGGAUCGUUCCUACCGUGACGACAACCUCUUCUACCGCCGCAGCCGCCAGUCCCACGAGUCCCGGUGGCCCUGCCAAGCUGGACAAAGGCGGCACCACGAGUCAGGCCGGUGGAAGACUUCCUGUUCACGAGAUCCGCAGUCAAGUGACCCCCGCACCAGUUCCCAUGACCAGCCGACCCUCCAAGGGCCACCACAGCCUCCUGACAGCGUCCGCUCUCGCCAGUGGCGGCAACGCUCACCACAACGAGCACCACCCCCUCACCCUGCGCGAUCUGCCCACCGUCAACGAGCAGCACGUUCUUCCCAGUUCCACGGCGUACCGUGCCAUCCCUAAAGGGCCCGUUUCGCCGAACUUCAACCGACGCAAACUCGAGUACACAUCACUUAGGUACAUCGCCUCCUCCUCCUCCAUCUUACUCAUUUCUGUCAGCAUUAACUGUGAUUUUGCUUGUUCUUGGUGUCUAAUCACCACGCCACCCCCCUCCCACAUGUCGCACCUAAUCGUCGUCUUGGUCACAGCAUGCAUCCACGCUCACCAUAGCAACUGGUACCACUCUCGUUUACCCUCUCCACGGCGGCUAUCCCCUCCUUCAUUGAUCGUCUGGAUUCAAAAGAGCGACAAAGAAAGGGCGUUCAUGCCUAAUUGCCCAGCCCUGAUUAGGGGUGGGGAGGGAAAGAUUACACCCCUUCUCAAUUUCAACGACGCGGACCCAACUACACUUCGCUUAGGUACAAACUUGAGCACCUCGGUGUCGCACACGCGUGUAACCCUAACACCAAUUUCCACUCCGGCACUUCUCGUCUCACCUUUAUUACCUGUGACCUCACUAAUCGGGUGGUUUAGGCCCCGACUUGUAACCUAUAUUACUGGCGAGAGUCACGCGAACACCGGUGGCAAAGCCGAACCCCAGCGAAAUCUUCCGAUGGGCAACAAUGUGGGCGCACCCGGUGGCCCGCUCGUGAAUGCGUCCGCGAGAACCAACCUGGCGGUGUCGGGCAACCAUCCGCCGGGGUCGUUUGUCGGUGGCGUCCACUUCUCGCGUCUCACUCCUGAACGUCGGACUGUCCACACGGCCUCGCAGCAGUCCUCGCUUCUCGACGCGGACACCGACUACGACACAACGGGAGCCAGCAUUGCGGCACGCAAUGUCGGACUGAUGGAAGUCAAUUCGUCGACCGCGGGAGCUAAUUCCAGCGGAGGCGCCGUCAACUUCUUGAAAAGUCUUACCCAGAAAAUCGGACGAAACCGACCGAGUCUAAGCCAAGCGUCGCACUUGACCUCACCUCCCGGCAUCAUGACCACCUCCACGCUUUCAUCGAACGCCUCAGGGGGCGGCACCAACACAGUCGGCGACGUCGCCUCUGCGCAGUCAGAUUCGGCGAGCAGCUCAAACACCUCUGACAACCGUUUCGCGGCCUCCACCUCGGAGGGCGUGAACACGGCGCCCGCACCUGACGACUCCUCGUCACCCAACCCCAGCACCUGCGGAAUGGUCGAGCAGGCGAAGCCGCGCAGCUUGAGAUUCACCUGGACCAUGAAGACCACCUCAACGAAGGACCCAACUGUAAUGCUGAAUGAGAUUAAAAAGGUCCUCACAGAGCAGAACUGCGAGUACGAGCAGCCCGAGACCUUCCUGUUGGUGUGCCGCCACGGCGACCCUGCUGCCGACACCUGCGUGCAGUGGGAGAUGGAGGUGUGCAAGCUGCCUCGACUCUCCAUGAACGGCGUCCGUUUCAAGCGAAUAUCGGGCACCUCAAUUGGCUUUCGUAACAUUGCCACGCGCGUCUCGGAUGCGCUGCGGCUCUGA